Molecule: messenger RNA, 1233 nt
Organism: Mangifera indica (mango)
Lineage: Eukaryota; Viridiplantae; Streptophyta; Magnoliopsida; Sapindales; Anacardiaceae
Product: sm-like protein LSM1B
Exons: 5
Coding region: 479-874 (131 amino acids)
Biological process (GO): deadenylation-dependent decapping of nuclear-transcribed mRNA
Cellular component (GO): P-body; Lsm1-7-Pat1 complex
Molecular function (GO): RNA cap binding
Source: RefSeq, a predicted model, not a curated record
UCUAUCAACUGAUGUUGCCCACAAAACCCAACAAGUUUCCCAUUUUACCCAUCAAAUUUCUCCCAGAUUUUCCUCACUUUCUCUCUCUUCCGGGCUGAUUUGAUGAUACAUCCUCACUCUUCAAUCCUGAAGAGACGCCGUAAAAUUUAAAACAAAAAAAAAUCCUGCAACAAAAAUUCAAUUCUAGGGUUUUUGGUUCUUCAAAUAGAUUAAAGUUGAAGCUUUCUUGGUAAAUUAAGCUUAUUUUAUUAUUUGGCGACUAGGGUUCGUUUCGCUUUCGAAUUUAAAGGUCUGGGUUCGAUCGAAUUUUGGCGAAAACGAAUUAUUUCAGAUAAAGUUGAAACUUUUAGGGUUUUGGGUUUGUGUUCACCCAGAGCGCGUUUUAGCAGCCAAUGCGAUUUUUGGAUUGUCCUUUCGGCAAAAUUUCGGUUUUUUUUUGAGAUACCGGGAAUAAAAUUAAAGCUCCCUAAAGAAAUCAAUGUCUUGGGCAGGCCCAGAUGACGUUUAUCUCUCUACUUCUCUUGCUAGUUACUUAGACAAGAAACUUCUUGUAUUGCUUCGUGAUGGUCGAAAACUUAUGGGUACACUUUGUUCAUUUGAUCAAUUUGCCAAUGCUGUUCUUGAGAGUGCAUGUGAGAGAGUUAUUGUUGGUGACCUUUACUGCGAUAUCCCAUUAGGUCUAUAUGUAAUCCGUGGGGAGAAUGUUGUUUUAAUUGGUGAGCUGGACCUGGAGAGGGAGGAGCUUCCUCCACAUAUGACUCAUGUUUCAGUUGCAGAAAUUCGAAAUCCUUGUAGAUUCUCUGACCGUACGGACUUAACAUUUUUCAGGCACAGAAAGCAGAGAGGGAGGCAACAGAUCUCAAAGGUACAAUAAGGAAAAGAAUGGAGUUCCUGGAUUUGGACUAGCUUCCUGCACCCAGAGUUCCGCGAAUAUUAGGCGGUCGGGGGUGCAGGAGAAUCCAUUCAUAGUGGGUGUUAACUCUCUGAAAUCAUUGAACAAUUUUCUAGAAGAAUGCUUUAUGAUUUGUCAUUUAGUCUGUAGUACUGAUUUUGUUGGUUGAUGUAUCAAAUUAGUCCCAUUUUCUGUUAUAAUGUCCUCCUUUCCUGCCAGAAGAAAGGUUAAGGAAAAGCUUUCACUUUACACUUCUUUGUGAAGUUUAAUCUCCCUUUUCCUUGUAAGAACUAUGAAGGUGUAUUUAGAUCAUGAAUAAAUAUUUUCAUGAUUGAAGGUAA